This is a messenger RNA of Acipenser ruthenus (sterlet), 4257 nucleotides long. RefSeq names its product oxysterol-binding protein-related protein 1-like. Gene Ontology annotation, molecular function: cholesterol binding. Gene Ontology annotation, cellular component: membrane; intracellular membrane-bounded organelle; cytosol. The transcript is spliced from 22 exons. The coding region runs from base 754 to 2523 and encodes 589 amino acids. The record is from RefSeq and is a predicted model, not a curated record. Lineage: Eukaryota; Metazoa; Chordata; Actinopteri; Acipenseriformes; Acipenseridae.
CGCUUUGGAGAAGUUCCAGAACAUGCUGUCAUUUCUGUAGUUGCAGCACGUAGGCAUGGUAUGAACACAGGAAGAGUCGUAAUGCAAUCACAUGCUGGCCCGUGGUAAUUGGAAUUCUCUUUCUGUGUAAAAACAGAGCUAUGAACUCCUUAGCUCUCACAUUCAAAAACUACGCGCUCCCACGCUGCUUGCUAAACAUAGUGCCAAACUGACGAGAUUGCCAAUACAUUUUCCUGUACAACACGAACCUGCAGGAUUGUUAUGAAAUUCACAACAACGCAUUUGUUGAGAGCACCGACAUCUAUGGAUUUGGAAUCAGACUGCUCUCGACCUUGCAAAGGGAGCUGAGAUGAAAGAAAUACUUGAGGGCAAUCCUCUGAAGGGUGUGAACUGAACGUUGCAGAAAUUUGAAGGACCUGUUUGGAAGAGUUCACGCUUCUUUGGAUGGCGGCUGUAUUGGGUGGUUCUCCAAGAUGGAGUUUUGUCCUGGUAUCCAAAACAGUAAAGUCCAGAGACGCCUCCCUUUUCUCUGUUAAGUGCUUCGAUGAUAGUAUCCACAACUUUAAAGUGCAUCCAAAGGGUGCACCAGCACUGACAACAAACAAAUGGCUGGAAGCAAUAGAAGAGCAUUCUGCCUACAGCACUCACUACUGCUCCCAGGACCAGGUGAGCGAGGAGGAAGAGGAAGAUGUGCUGUGAGGGCAGCUGAGUGAUUCAUUACAGAAAGCUCAAGCAUGCCAGCAAAAGUUGGAGAUGCAAGUUUCUAGCUUUCUUUCAAUGGUGAAAGAUAACAAGAAUACAAGAGGAUUGCCUGUUACAGUCCUCCAGAAGUUAAAGGAACUAUCUGAAGUUUCUACCGAGACCUGUGCAGCCCUGAGCAACUGCCUCACACUUUUCACCAAGCAACAAGGGGUGCGGAGCUUGAGACUGGAGCAGGAACAAGAGAAGAGUAAGAUUCUUUCUGAGGCUCUGCAGACUCUGGCCACUGAGCACCACGAACUAGAGCAAUCCGUUGUGAAAGGAUCUCCGUCUCAGAGCGUGCUUAGUGAAGAUGAGUUUUAUGAUGCUGUUUCUGACUCUGACUCCGAACACUCUUUGAGUGGAUUUGAAACCGUUACAAGCCAUUCCUUUGACGAAGAACCCGUCGGCUACAGCAGCAGCGGCCGCAGCAGCCAGACCAGAAUGGCAAAUAACCAUGGCAACGAGCAGCCCCAGUCCAAUGGAAUCAAGAAACGCAGAACAAGCUUACCAGCACCCAUGUUUUCUAGGAAUGAUUUCAGUAUCUGGAGUAUCCUAAAAAAAUGCAUUGGAAUGGAGCUCUCCAAGAUCACCAUGCCUGUGAUCUUCAAUGAACCUCUCAGCUUCCUGCAGCGCCUCACAGAGUACAUGGAGCACACAUACCUCAUCCACCAAGCGAACGCUUCCUCAAGCUCCAUUGAGAGAAUGCAGUCUGUUGCAGCCUUUGCUGUUUCUGCUGUUGCCGGGCAAUGGGAACGGACAGGUAAACCAUUCAACCCGCUCCUGGGUGAAACUUACGAGCUUGUCAGAGAGGAUUUGGGAUUUAGGCUCAUAUCAGAACAGGUCAGCCAUCAUCCACCCAUCAGUGCAUUUCAUGCUGAAGGACUUGAGAAGGAUUUUGUUUUCCACGGAUCCAUUUAUCCCAAGCUCAAAUUUUGGGGAAAGAGUGUGGAAGCGGAACCCAAAGGAGUUAUAACGCUAGAACUUUCCAAACACAAUGAGUCCUAUACUUGGACAAACCCCACAUGCUGCGUGCACAACAUCAUUGUUGGAAAAUUGUGGAUUGAGCAGUAUGGCAAUGUGGAAAUAAUCAACCAUGAAACUGGGGAAAAGUGUUACUUAAAUUUUAAACCAUGUGGCCUUUUUGGCAAAGAGUUACACAAAGUUGAAGGUUAUAUUGUGGAUAAAAGCAAAAAGAAGGUUUGUGCACUGUAUGGCAAGUGGACUGAGUGCCUGUACAUCAUAGACCUGGCCACAUUUGAUGCACACAAGAAGAAUGACAAGAAGAGUGCAGAUGAAAAGAAAAAUAGUAGAACUCCAGCAGGCGCAACAACUAGUUCUGAGGAGUCUGAAGAAAUGCCAAUACCAGAUGCAGAAACUGUUGAGGUUAUUCCAGGAAGCCAGCUUCUCUGGAAGAUAGCCCCUAGACCUCCAAAUUCUACAGAGAUGUACAGCUUUACUACCUUUGCUAUGCAUCUGAAUGAAUCAGACCAAGAAAUGGAGACUGUUAUUCCUAAAACUGAUUGCCGGUUACGACCAGAUAUAAGAGCGAUGGAAAACGGAGACAUAGACUUAGCAAGUGAAGAAAAAAAGAGAUUAGAAGAGAAACAGAGAGCAGCUCGUAAAAAACGUUCAAAGUCUGAUGAAGACUGGAAGACCAGCAACCCAGCUCUGGGCCCCAGCUGGUUCCACCAGGGAUUGAACCCCCACAAUGGCAUGCAAGACUGGCUCUUCUCAAGUGGAUAUUGGGACAGAAACUAUUCUCACUUGCCUGACAUUUAUUGAUAACAUGUGUUUAUAGAUAGUAGUAUAUGUGGUUAUUCAGAAAUAGUUAGAACCUCGUUGUGUAUUUUUUCUUUUUUUACUCAUCUUUAAAUACUGAAUUAUUGUUAUAGGGUUUAUAGGAUGGUAUAAAUAAGAAAAAAGACAGCCCUCGAUUAAGUGUUGUAAGUAUAGUUCUCAUCACAGUGCAUUCACAGGUAGGCUCUGUAACAAUAAUAUGUCAGAUAUUGACUGGGCAGACCAUCAAGCUAAUAUUUCAUUGUCUCCAUUUCUAACAAGAUGUACAACAAAAGACUUUUUUUUUUCUUAUUGUCAUAAUAAGACAUACUCAAGCACAAUAACUGUGUAUUGCAAUACAAACGUUAUCAAGACUAUACCAAUCAUGUAUCCGAUAAAAUAACUCUUCAGAUUAACCCAGUCUUCUAAUUCAUAAAGUUCAUUGUGUGUCUUCUGUGUAUCCUUCACCAUUUGUGCAAGAACUAAAAUCCAGAGUAUGAUUAUUUAACAUUUUGAUUUUUAUUUUUAAAAUGCAGUGUUUUGACUUGAAUUUGGUAUGUCAUAUAUUCCCCCCACCCCCACUACAAAAAUAACCAUUAUGAUAACUAUUGCUGACUUAGUUAAAUACAAUGUACAGCUGUUUGUGUAAAGAUUAAUCUUUAUUUGUAAUAAAAUCCAACAGAAUCAUAUGUAUGCAGUGGCUGGAUAAUAAAAAUACUGUAUUCAAACCAGUGAUGCCACUGUAUAUUUUGUAUAAGUCUCCUAUGUCAGGGCAGCAGUGUGGAGUAGUGGUUAGGGCUAUGGACUCUUGACCGGAGGGUCGUGGGUUCAAUCCCCGGUCGGGGACACUGCUGCUGUACCCUUGAGCAAGGUACUUUACCUAGAUUGCUCCAGUAAAAAACCCAACUGUAUAAAUGGGUAAUUGUAUGUAAAAAUAAUGUGAUAUCUUGUAACAAUUGUAAGUCGCCCUGGAUAAGGGCGUCUGCUAAGAAAUAAAUAAUAAUAAUAAUAAUAAUAGAAAAAUGUGUAGUGCAUAAGCUGGUAUUUUGUGGUUGCACCAAGGGCCUCUCUGUACCCUAUUUUAGUUUGGUAUGUUGUUCAAAUUAAACUAGAAGAUAUUUAAUAUGUGGUAUUGUCAAUGGCAGGGGUGGCCAACCUUGGUCCUGGAGAGCCACAAUCCAGCAGGUUUUAUAAGUAGCCCUUAAUCAGCAAUUUCUAAAGACUUGGAACAAUUUAAUUUUGACUAGUUAAGCAGUACUUUUUUCAAUUUUAAGUAAUCAUUUGUUCAAUUUAGUAAUUUAGAGGUAAUUUGGAACAAAAACCCGAACACCCUGCAGCUCUCCUGGACUAGCGCUUACCACUCCUGAUUUAAUUGAACAAAUUAACUUGCUAAGUUGAUCAACAACUUAAAUUUUUCAGAAAGUGAUGAUUUAAGGAUUACUUAUAAAACCUGCUGGAUUGUGGUUCUCCAAAACCAGGGUUGGCCACACCUGGGCUGUGGUAUAGUGGAGUUGGGCGAAUGCUCACUAUUAUUAUUAUUAUUUGUUUAUUUAGCAGACGCCUUUAUCCAAGCCGACUUACAGAGACCAGGGUGUGUGAACUAUGCAUCAGCUGCAGAGUCACUUACAAUUAUGUCUCACCCGAAAGACGGAGCACAAGGAGGUUAAGUUGUAAACACUGUCUAGAACUUUAUGUAAAAUAAAUGUUAGAAUCAAUGCUCAAUAAAGGCUUAAAAUCAUG